Messenger RNA from Esox lucius (northern pike), 4066 nucleotides. RefSeq names its product MSL complex subunit 1b (gene msl1b). The record is from RefSeq and is a predicted model, not a curated record. The coding region runs from base 205 to 1803 and encodes 532 amino acids. The transcript is spliced from 9 exons. Gene Ontology annotation, cellular component: MSL complex. NCBI's taxonomy places the organism in Eukaryota, Metazoa, Chordata, Actinopteri, Esociformes, Esocidae.
ACACAAGAAAACAUGACACUGUCGUAAUUACGCAUGCGCCAUUGAGGGCGCUUUAAACAAGUCUCCAACAGUGGAACAUGAACGCACUAGAACGAAGGCCGAUUCCAAUGAAAAAGGAAAUAGGCGCCAAUUACACUUGACCGCUUUGCAGAAUAAGCAGUUAUUCUGUAAUGUUAGUCCAAUAACACCAGGGUUUUAUUCGCCAUGACUAUGAGAUCCACUUUGUUUGCUAAUGCAGGAUUUAAGCUGGACACAGAGAAAAUUGACAAGUCACAAGUGGGAACUGCCAACGUUGUAAACUCCAUAACCAUCAAAAGAGAAACCUGUGACUUUGUCAUAGACGUCCAUGACGUGCACAGUGACCCCAAAAGCAGUGGAGGGGAGCUCGUCAGCAAAGGCAAGAUCCUAGACCAGAAGUGUGUCAUUCGGACCCCAGUGGUGGCUGCUCAAAAUAAAGCGGGAGGAGCACUGGUUCACGUAGACAGUUGGGAAAGCGCGGGGUCGCUGUCCUCCGUCAGACAAAUGGGGGGUGAGGGAAUCCCAAUGAAAGGUAAACCCUUCCUGAGUGACAGUAUGGAUAACAGGGAGUUGGUUUCGAACAAUAAUCCCAAGGACGCUAACGCUGAUGAGAACCCCAGGGGUGUCUCCCCUGGAGGCGUGGUCAACACGUCAUCCAUUGAGCUCAGCACAGAGGGCAAAUGGAGGAGCAUCAGGAAAAUCCCUGCGAACCCCCACACACAGGCCACCUGCCUCCGGCAGAUUCUACUGCUUCAGCUGGACUUGAUUGAACAACAGCAGCAACAACUACAGUCCAAGGACAAGGAGAUAGAGGAGCUGAAAGCAGACAAGGAGACGUUGCUGGCGCGUAUUGAGCGCAUGGAGCGACGCUUGCAGCUGACGAGGAAGGACCCGAGGGACAAGCGCCUGUUUCAGCCACUAGAGCCCUGGACCCCGGACAAGGAGGACCUGUGGGAUCUAGAAGUGGAUGACAGUCCACAGACUCAAACGCCCAGGUCGCUGCCCUUCAGUCGAGGCGGAAAAGGUCUCAAGAGGAAAUUCUGCUUCCUGGAUUCCAAAAACCCAAAGUCGCGGGGAGGCAAAGGCUCCAAGCUCACAUCCCCCAAAUCGGAGUGCGGAGCUAGUUCGCCGUGUCAGAGGGAGCUGCGCAGUAAAGAGACCCCGGAGAAGAUGGGGUUUGGUCAGUCGGCGGCAGAGAGGGAUACUCCGCACCUGACCAAAGAGGACCCGGAGCUUGCCGCCCAGAUGGAGGAGCUCCCUUUCAUGUCCACCACGGAGAUGUACCUCUGUCGCUGGCAUCAGCCUCCUCCGUCCCCCCAGCGCGAGCCGUCACCAUCUCCGAAAAAGGAGGAGGUCGUGGCCAUUCCGUCCUGGAGGGAGAACAGCAUGGAGCCUUUGGAUGGGGAAGCUGCCGGUGACCUCCCUGAGAUGUUAGACGACAGCGUCUUUCUGAAGCGUCACGCAAAACUGGAGUUGGACGAGAAGAGGAGAAAAAGAUGGGACAUCCAGCGUAUCCGCGAGCAGCGCAUGUUUCAGCGUCUGCAGCAGCGCAUGAACAAGAAGAAAGGUAUCCAGGAGAGUGAGCCCGAGGUCUCGUCCUUUUACCCCGACACUGAGGACGUUGAGUCCAUAAUCAUCACCCCUUUCCUGCCUGUGGUGGCCUUUGGUCGGCCAUUGCCAAAGCUCACUCGACAGAACUUUUACUUGCCUUGGCUCGACGAGCGAAGCCGCUGCCGCGCCGAGGUGCCCAAGAAGCACACGCCGCACCGGACCUGUCGAAAGUGAGGUGGUGUCGGUGCCUGUCCAGGGAGGGCCCACUUCCCUCCCCAGACCUGGAAGGUUCUCUUCACUCUCGUGGGAUUAGACUGCCACUGAGCCAUAUAUAGAUAUGUACAUGUAUGUAUGGUUUGGUUUGUCACCGGCUUGGCAUUUAACACCCCAAAUCUGUGGUAAGGUAAACCACUGCUGUCUUGUGUGGUCACUAGCCAGCUGGCCUGGAGAAGGAGCGUCUGGAGAUAGGGAGAAUGGCUACCAAAUUGGCUAGCUCUGGUAAAUAUGGUGCCCCCCACCAAAAAAUAAAUCAGUACCCGCACUUACAGGUAGGUAGUUAUAGGGUAAAACAACACGGUCCUUUAGUUUGUCUGUAUUGUAACAACUCACUAACAAGCAUGUUCUGUGAAACAAACCUAGGCAGCACAAAAAUUUCCAAAUACAGUGGAAUUCGGUGUGAUGUAUGUAGUAAUUCUUAGUUACAGCAUCAGUACUGAAAUGUGUCGCUUUUGAUUGUUACUACAUUGGUGUCACCUGAAUUAGUAAUUUGGGGACUUCGAUCUCUAAGGUCAGAAGGGAAGUGUUUUUUUUCUCCAUUUGACUGAAUGGCAGUGCUUGAACAGUAUGACGUGCACUUUCCUACAACUAAAUCGCAUGCCAGUACCUCUGUGACAUCCCGGCUACACCGGAACAAACAGCACGCACGAGCGUGUGGUACGUGCAAGCCAGAGAUGGUUUAGAUGCUGGCAGAAAGUGCUUCACCGUCAUGUCGUCUUUGCAAGAGUUCUCUGAGGUUUAGGGAUAUUGUAUCUUCCUUUGUACAUGAUGUUCAAUCGUCAUCCAGACUGCACUUCUGACAAGCCUCUGCAUUUUCAUGCGCUUAUAGAACUUUGUUCUAUUUGAGAUUAUUGACAUACUGUAAGACCUACCUCUCCAUUCUAUUUAUUAGAUUACUCAAGCAUUCUAACCUAUAUGUGAGUUAUUGAAAGACCAAUAUGGAGAGAUUGUUUGAACACAAUUUUGUACAUCAUUCUACAAGGAUCCAGCCCAAAAUACUGUACUUUUUCAGGUGUAAAGCUAAAAUACCACUCAAUGUUUUUUCUCCAGAUCAAAUUUACUAGUCAGAGUAAGCACAUUUAUCUAAAUGUCCUUGAAUGUUUCAUGCAUUUUUGACAUGUUCCCAAAUUAACAUAGUUGGCUCACAUUUGUGUUUUUGUUUGUUCUUGGCCUGCGUAUCACUACUGUCUGUUGUGGCGCGUGGCCAGUUUAUUCCAAGUUAACGUUUACAUGCUCCAUGUUUGGCUUAGACCGACGCUCUAAACAAUUUCCUGUAAGUGUAUUUACUGUAUAUUGACAUUUUGUGGGCACUGCUUUGGGCGAAAGGUUUUAUCAUUGUGCACUCUAAGGUGUUUGAUCCUUACUCUGCAUGUAUGUUUUUAUCACAAAUGCAGUAAAUGUAAGACUGAAAUGUCCUCUUCUGACGCGAACGUUGUUCAUAUUCUGCAUUGUCUAUACUUUGCAUCAUGAAAACAAAUUUGUUAUUCAUAAUUUUAUUCAGCAUGCUCUUCAAGUUGACAUCUGUUCAAGAUGAUAUACACUAGCAUGGUAGAGCUAUAAAUGAAACAUCCUUUCUGCGUAGUUCACUUCAGAGAAAAGUAAUGUUUGAAUUUGAAGGCAUGACACAGACCGCUUUAUUCAAAAAGCACUGGUCUGUUCAGAUAACUACCAUGUCUCCAGCCCUGUCGCCAACAUAUGGAGUUUGCCUGAUCUCAAUUUCUUUUAUGUUUUUUAGUAUGCCAGAAUGCUCUUAUUUGCUGUAGAUAAUGGAGAUGUAGAAAUCAGUCCUAAAGUGAAGCUUAGAAAAUAUGGCUUUUGUUGGCAUUAGAAUUUAGCCUGAUCAGCUAGAGCACUCAAACUGAAUGCUAGGUAUUUCCGUUGCUUUAAUUCUAGCUGUAUCUAACAAUAUUGGCAUCUAGCGCCUGGUGAUGUUAAACUUUUGUUGUAAUGUGCUAACGCUUAAACAUUAUAAAUCUGGCACAAUAGCUUCUUGCCUACAAUGCUAAAGACCACAAAAUACAGACUGGUUUGGAAAUUGUGAAAUUGGUCUUCUGUACAUAGCUUUCAGAAACAGAUGUUGUAAAUAUGAAAAACACGGCUGUUAUUUUUUUAUUAUUUAAAUGUUCAAAGUGUUGAGUACAUUCAAUAUUGUUCUAUGAUAAUGAUUGUAUGUUGAACAUAUUAGAUUGUUUUGGAAUAAAACGAAAAAAUUAACAAUUAA